This is a messenger RNA of Brachypodium distachyon (stiff brome), 111 nucleotides long. Lineage: Eukaryota; Viridiplantae; Streptophyta; Magnoliopsida; Poales; Poaceae. The record is from the annotation of a RefSeq genome assembly.
AUGCUUACUCUCAAACUUUUUGUUUAUACAGUAGUGAUAUUCUUUGUUUCCCUCUUUAUCUUUGGAUUCUUAUCUAAUGACCCAGGACGUAAUCCUGGGCGCGAGGAGUAA